Molecule: messenger RNA, 423 nt
Organism: Dovyalis caffra
Lineage: Eukaryota; Viridiplantae; Streptophyta; Magnoliopsida; Malpighiales; Salicaceae
Source: the annotation of a GenBank genome assembly
AUGACGAACCAACUUGACCAUGAAAUUGGUUCAACAUAUAUUGCAAGAAGCGAGGAUGGUCGAAGAGGGGAAAUGAUAAGGGAAGCUAUUGUUGCGAGAGAUGCUAAUGACAAGAUGAGGUUGAUUCGAGAUAAACAACUUUUCAAUUUAGAAUUGUUACGCGAGAUCUAUGAAAAAGAUCGAGCAACCGGUGAUGGUGUCGAGAGUGCUAAAGAGAAAGUUCAAAGAUGGGAAAGGGAGCAAAGAGAGAUACGGAUUGAGGAUAUUGAUGAGAUACAAAUAAACAAUGAAAUACAUUUGGAGAACUUUUCCUCUUUCAAUAAUCACAAUUCUCCAUCAACACCAAACAAUCAAGCACAAACCACAUCCAUGCUUGAUGUAGCAGACUUCGUCAUCGAAAGAAGUCUCUUUCAAAGGAACUAA